CAAGAUGUAACACUGAAGUAACAAGGCCAAUAGCACUUGUUUGCGCCUUCAACAUUCUACAAUACUUUCGUAGCAAGAACUGUCAGGUUAGUAUGUCUACACUGUCCUUAUUAGUUUUGAAAAACUCCCUACCUCUGACUAUUUACUUCUACUGUAAAUAAUUUACUUCUACUGUAAAUAAUACUGUAUAUUAAAGAAUCGUUCACGAGAGCAACUUAAAAGCCACAGGCAAACAGGGUUUGUCUGCGCGAGUGCAGAAACUGGCUAGGCCUCUGAGCGUCGCUGUUGACCACCUAAGGAGGAAAAGGCAGCCAACCAAUCCCACUGAAGGGCUGGCACAGCACAAAAGGGCUGGCGGUUUGUCCGCAGCUUCCGGUCCGAGAGAACUUAAGGAAAUUCAUUCCUGCCGCCGCCCGAUGGUUCUCUCUCCUGGGUGACCUGGGACCGGUAAAUACCGGUCGUCUCAAACCCUGGGGGAUAAGGACAGGACUCCCUCACGGUGCUGGAAGCUGGUUCGGAGCAGACUCGGCUGCAGAAGGAAUGGCGACGCUGCAAAAGCUCCCCCAGUGCAGAAUGCUAGUCCUGCUGUGCGCCCUUUGGGCCGCCUUUUGGGAGGCCAGAGCUGGACAGAUCCGCUACUCCGUGCCAGAAGAGAUCGACAAAGGCUCCUUCGUGGGCAGCAUCGCCAAGGACCUGGGACUGGAGCCCCAGGCUCUGGCAGAACGAGGGGUCCGCAUCGUCUCCAGAGGUAGGUCGCAGCUCUUUGCUCUGAACCCGCGAAGCGGCAGCUUGGUCACCGCAGGCAGAAUAGACCGGGAAGAGCUGUGCGCUCAGAGCGCGCCCUGUCUGGUGAACUUUAACCUUUUACUGGAAGAUAAAUUAACUAUUUAUUCCGUAGAGGUGGAGGUAACAGAUGUUAAUGACAAUGCCCCUCGCUUUGGAGUAGAGGAGCCGGAACUAAAAAUCAGUGAAACGACUACACCAGGAUUCCGGAUUCCUCUUAAGAAUGCGCAUGAUGCAGACGUUGGAGAGAACACCCUCAAGAAGUAUGAACUCAACUCAAAUGACCACUUCUCUCUGGACGUGCGAACUGGGGCCGAUGGCAACAAGUACCCAGAGCUGGUGCUGGAGCGUGCCUUGGACCGCGAGGAAGAGGCUGUUCACCAUCUGGUUCUAGUAGCCUCGGACGGGGGCAAUCCAGUGCGAUCUGGCACCUGCCGCAUCCGUGUGAAGGUCCUGGAUGCAAAUGAUAACGCCCCUGUUUUUACACAGCCCGAGUACCGAGUGAGCGUUCCUGAGAAUAUGCCCAUAGGUACUCAGAUACUCACAGUGACGGCCACAGACCCAGAUGAAGGAUACAAUGCUCAAGUGACUUAUUUUCAGGAGCAAGCCCCUGGAGAAAACGCAGACGCAUUUGAGCUAAAGUCAACAUCUGGAGAGAUAACAAUCACAAAAAGUCUGGACUAUGAGAAAGCUAAGUUCCAUGAAAUCGAUAUCGAAGCUCAGGAUGGCCCUGGCCUUCUGACGAGGACGAAAGUUCUCGUCACCGUCCUAGAUGUUAAUGACAAUGCCCCGGAAUUUGACAUGACGUCUGCCACUGCGCCUGUGCCUGAAGACUCACCUCCGGGAACCGUGAUCGCACUUUUCAACGUGCACGAUAGGGACUCUGGGCAGAAUGCCGCUGUCACGUGUUCACUUCCUGAGAUGCUGCCUUUCAAGUUAGAAAGGUCAGUGGACACCUACUACCGCCUGGUUACAACCAGGGCCCUUGACAGGGAACAGUCCUCCUUUUACAACAUCACGCUAAGUGCUAAAGACAAAGGGAACCCAUCUCUGUCCACGGAUGCGCACCUCUUCCUGCAGGUGGCAGAUAUCAACGACAACCCACCCUCCUUCCCCCGGCGAUCCUAUUCUGCCUACCUUCCUGAAAACAACCCCAGAGGCACCUCCAUCUUUUCCGUGCUGGCCUAUGACCCUGACAGUAAUGAGAAUGCCCGUGUAACCUACUCUUUAGCUGACGAUACCUUCCAAGGAGCGCCCCUGUCCUCCUACGUCUCCAUCAACUCUGACACCGGAGUCCUCUAUGCUCUCCGCUCCUUUGACUAUGAGCAGUUCCAAGACUUACAGCUGUGGGUGAUGGCAGUGGACAGCGGGAACCCUCCACUGAGUAGCAAUGUGUCAUUGAGCCUGUUCUUGGUGGACCAGAAUGACAACAUGCCUGAGAUCCUUUACCCUGCCCUCCCCACAGACGGGUCCACUGGUGUGGAAUUAGCACCCCGCUCUGCAGACCCUGGGUACCUGGUGACCAAGGUGGUGGCGGUGGACAAAGACUCAGGACAGAACGCCUGGCUAUCCUACCGCCUGCUCAAGGCCAGCGAGCCGGGGCUCUUUUUAGUGGGGCUGCACACAGGUGAGGUGCGCACGGCUAGGGCCUUCCUGGACAGAGAUGCUCUGAAGCAGAACCUGGUGGUGUCUGUGCAGGACCACGGCCAGCCCCCUCUCUCGGCCACAGUCACCCUCACCAUAGCAGUGGCAGACAGCAUCCCUGAAGUGCUGGCUGACCUGGGCAGCAUCAGGACACCUGCCAACUCUGAUGAUUCCGAACUCACACUGUACCUGGUGGUGGCAGUGGCUGUGGUCUCCUGUGUCUUCCUUGCCUUUGUCAUUGUGCUGCUGGCUCUCAGGCUGAGGCGUUGGCAUAUGUCUCGAAUGCUUCAGGCUUCAAGAGAUGGGUUAGGGGGCAUCCCUGCCUCGCACUUCGUGGGAGUGGACGGGGUACGUGCUUUCCUGCAGACCUAUUCCCAUGAAGUCUCACUCACCGCAGACUCGGGGAAAAGCCACAUCAUCUUCCCUCAACCAAACUAUGCAGACACUCUCAUCAGCCAAGAGAGCUGUGAAAAAAACGAUUUUCUUUCAGCACCCCAAUCUCUACUUGACGAUAAACGAGAAGAAACUGCCCAGGUAAAUAAUUUUUUUUGAAAUAUGCUCGUGUUGUUUUGCUAAGUGUACCUGUUUGUUUAGUUGCACCGGGUGUUUAAUGUAUGUAUUUUACUCCUGUGUUUCCUUGAGGAUGAACUGAAGUUUAGGUGAACCCAGGUGAACUAUUCCUAGGCGGUUUUAACUGCUCAUGGGCUAUAAUGGAAGUUUAAAUCAUGGAAUGAAUGAAAAUCAAGGCUUGGUAGUUGAUGGUAAAUUCAGCUCAUCAAAAGAUUACUGUUAGAAACUGGGUUGGUUUCUUGUUCUUCUAUUUCUGAGACAAAUCCUUGUAUGUACUUGCAUCAGUGAUUCUUUUUUAAAAACAGAAAGAUUGGAGCUGGCGAUCAGUGGUAGUGUACCUACCUACCAUGCACUUGGCCUUGAGAUGGGUUCCCAGCACUUCAAUGUGUGUAUUAUACUCUGUGUGUGCUAUCUGCAAUGUAUGCAUUAGAUUUUACAUUAAUUGAAGACUUCCCUCUUUAAAAUGUAAGGCCUGUUCUGUAUUUUAA
Molecule: messenger RNA, 3485 nt
Organism: Psammomys obesus (fat sand rat)
Lineage: Eukaryota; Metazoa; Chordata; Mammalia; Rodentia; Muridae
Product: protocadherin gamma-A2-like
Exons: 1
Coding region: 541-2979 (812 amino acids)
Biological process (GO): homophilic cell-cell adhesion
Cellular component (GO): plasma membrane
Molecular function (GO): calcium ion binding
Source: RefSeq, a predicted model, not a curated record